This is a messenger RNA of Lingula anatina, 837 nucleotides long. RefSeq lists its product as uncharacterized. Gene Ontology annotation, molecular function: oxidoreductase activity, acting on the CH-CH group of donors; flavin adenine dinucleotide binding. NCBI's taxonomy places the organism in Eukaryota, Metazoa, Brachiopoda, Lingulata, Lingulida, Lingulidae. The record is from RefSeq and is a predicted model, not a curated record.
AUGGAUAUGUUUGCAGAAAAACCCUGGGGUAAGCGCCCUUAUUGGGGCAUUGGGUUUAACUACGACCAUCAAUGGGUGCUGACAGAUAAACAGAGGGAACUGCAGGCCAAGCUGAUGGAGCUGUGCCGAACGACAAUGCGACCAAAUGGCGUAAGAUAUGACGAGACAUAUGAAUUCCCAAGAGAAAACAUGGACGCCAUGGCGGAGCUGGGGCUGCUGGGAUUGAUUGUACCGAAGGACCUCGGCGGGCUGGGCGAGAACCACGUGUGUGCCGCCAUGGUGGUGGAGACUAUUGCUCGUUAUGGAUGUCCCAGUACUGCUAUGGUUUACUGUAUGCACGUUGGAGCAGUGGCUACUCUCCUAUUCCGUUACCAUAACAGCGAACUCAUCAAAAAUGUCCUCCAACGUUUGGACAAAGACAAGUUGGUGGGGACUGAGUCUUUUAGUGAUCCCGCUACGGGUGGACAUUUUUGGUACCCACUGUCCUCUAAGAACCGGUAUACCAAGGAUGGCAGGUUCCAGAUGUUAAAGUACGCCUCCUGGACAACCAGCGCCGGAUUUGCAGACUUCUACGUCGUCCAAACCACUAGCCCGGGCUUUGGCGGCGACUACUCCGACCUCUCCAUAUUUCUGCUUUUCAAGGUGGAUGACGAGGUUCGUGCACACGCUGACGACUGGAAAUCCCUAGGUCUCCGUGGUAACCAGUCUGGCGUACUUAUAGCAGAGGGCGUGCUUAGUCAAGACAGGCAGGUUGGAGAAAUCGGUAAUUCAGACAUUCAUCCUUGUGCGAAAUGGCAUAAUAAAAAUGCGGUUAAUCUCAAUCGGAUGAAUAAGUAA